This is a messenger RNA of Numida meleagris (helmeted guineafowl), 8025 nucleotides long. RefSeq lists its product as uncharacterized. The coding region runs from base 5214 to 7238 and encodes 674 amino acids. The transcript is spliced from 3 exons. The record is from RefSeq and is a predicted model, not a curated record. Lineage: Eukaryota; Metazoa; Chordata; Aves; Galliformes; Numididae.
GGGCGGGGCCGGUUGGUGGGCGGGGCCGCAGCGAUGGGCGGGGCGUGUCGAUAGGCGGCUCCGUGUUGAUUGGCGGGACAGCGGCGGUGGGCGGGGCGCGCCGAUGGGCGGGGCAGUGCUGAUUGGCGGAGCUUCGGCGGUGGGCGGAGACACGGCGGUGGGCGGGGCGCAGAGCGCAUCCCGGCGGGCGAGCGCCCUCUGGCGGGGCCGCGCCGUGAGCUCGCUCCCUGCAGAACGGGCGGGGAAGAGCGCAGGUUUUGGCCGUGGCACGGGCAGGCUGCGUAAAAUGGUGAGGGUUAGAACUCUAGAAUUUACCAUCGACGAUGAUGUUACCACGUGACUAGCGAAGCUCGAGCUUCGUGAAAAAUACCGCAAAGAGUGAGACGGACAGCUACAAGAGUGAAAAACCCUCGUACAAACGCCUUCUUGCCAACAGACAUCCUCUCCCGUUAAUGAAGUGAAAGAUCAUUUUAACACAAACAGCUGCUGGGGUACGAAGCAAGUUCCCACAGUCAGCUCUGUGCUGACACAAUGAGGCACUCACCCCUAGCGCAGGUCUGGAAAGAAAAAAAAAAGAAAAAAGGAAAAAUAAAUCGGCCUCCAUAUACAAUAGUUAUGGAAAAUAACAGCCCCCUCUCCCCUGAUGACACUAACAAGUGUGAUGCUGCUUACAAAUGGCAGCACUAACAGGGUAAGCAACACAAUUGCGAUCGAUGUCGUAGCAUUUUCCACCCAAGUAACAGAUUUGCCCUAUUCCAAAUUCAGCUUUCAGACUUUUUUUUUUUUUUUUUGCCUAUUUAUAGCGGUUCAUGUUUUAAAAUUAAUUUUUUCCUUUACUACAUCUGUUUUUAGUGGCUGAUUACUGUUUGUCGGACCAGGCGAGCCGUUGCCAGCUGGCUGCAGGCUUUUAUUGGCUCUGCUUGAAGGAGACUUGAUUUAGAGCUCACAGUUCUGGUACAAGGACGGCAGCCAUGUAAUGCAGCCCCUCAAGAAAAGAGAUAAUUAGGACUCAGAUGAAAAAAUGUGUCCAGUUCUUUGGACCAAAAUGCUCUUGUUUAAGGAAUGUAGUUGCUGCAUGCUAACAUUUAACAGCAAUCUCGCAGGGCUGGUACAUGCAAUCGGAUCUGGCCCUCUCUCAGAGAGCUGGAUGCUGCUUUCUCUCAAAAUACAGACAUGCCACCCUGUAGCAAGUACUAAGUAACUUGGUAACUAUAUUUCUGCAAGCAGGGCAGGAGUGGCAGAACAGAACAGAGUUGGAGAAAUGCUGAGGAGGCUCUGGUACAGUGUGGGGAGGAGAGGAACAAACGCGGCAGAGAACAGGAAGAGUGAUGUGCUGGGAAAUGAUUAAUCCACCCCAAUGGCCCUUGAAGAAGUGGUGGGACAAGUUCAGUGGUUUUUGGCAGCCACGAGUUGCUUCUGCUCCCCUCUCAGCCCCCUCCUUGCUCUUUUCAAGCAGACGUGCUCAAGCACAGCUUCCUCUUGCUGCUGCCCCAGACACCCUGUCCCUCCAGCAGCAUCCCUCGCCAUUUCCCCGCAGCUCUCUGGCAGCCCACCCCCUCCUCAGUGCAUGUUUUACAGCUGUCCCGUGUCCCUCCACCUCCAGUAAGUGUUUCUCAAGCAAGCGGGAACAAACAACCCAUGCUGGGGGAGGGGGGUGGGAGCCAAGUUUAAGAACUGCUGCUCUGUAUCCUGUUUUCCAACCAGGAUUGUUCCAGUUUCCUGCACUGUCUUAUCUAGAGCUGAAAAGCCAAAGCUCUCAUAUUUACUUGCUUUGUGCAUGCCUCAGCUUUCUAAUCUGUGAAGCAGAGACCUUGUGAGACUUAAGAGAAACACAUCCAGGACUAUUAGAGGGUGGAGGGACAGGAACGGCGUGGUUAAAGGGCUUCCAGUGUCCGUACAAUUAGGCUCUUUAUUCAGUUCUCCUGCUUGCAUAAGCCUGUGUAUGUCACAGAGAGUUUCAGACAGCCAUCCGCAUACCAUAAUGCUGCAUGGAGUUCAUGGAAAUGGAAAAGAGUAAAGCAUGGAUAUUUAUGUGUCAGGUGAUUCCGGAUAGCAACCUCACUACAGACUUGUUUUCAGAAAGGGCUGAAUAUUUUCCCCACUACAGCUCAAACCAGGCACAGGGAAGCCUUAAAUAGGAAGAAGCAUUUCAGUGCUUGGAGUCAGCACUAAGGGCUCCACUGAAACGCUGCAGACUUCUUUGAAACCUGAGCACGUUUUUUUGAAUACACAGAUAAAAUAAGCUUAUAUUGUGGUAACAUCUUGAAAGCUCACCAUGUGCAGGGCCACGAGAAAGCGAAACUUCUUGUUUGGUUGUUGUGUUUCCUUAAGUUUUUUUCUUCUAACGAGCGUGAAUUCACGCAACUAUAGGUUGUAUUAAUGCACUGAUUUCCCUAUGGGUUAAAAGCAAACAAACAUUCACCGUACAGCUUUGGAAUUUCCUGCUUUUCUGCAUGAAAGUGUGGGUUCUGCAUACAAACCCCAAGCUCUGAACCCCUUCCUCACCCAGAGCCUAUUUUUGUUGGAAGCAGGUAGUGCUGUAAACACUUUCUUUCUCUUUUUUCCCCCCCUUUUUGCUCAGUUCUAAUGGGAAAUUCAGCCUUCCUCCACUUUACAGGUCCUUUGGAGGUACUCUCAACUAAUGUAAAUAAGAGAGCAGGAGUGGGCUGAAGAAGUACCCUUAGCUGAUGGCCAGAGUUUUUAUUUGGACCUAAAUGUGAAGAGAAAACAGGCGUUUUUCAGUGAGACCAGGAAAAGGAAGACGUGUGCUUGGAGAUAAGGAGAGAUAAAAGCAUUCCAUUUAAGGGCUCCCAUGAUAGAAAUCAAGAUGAUCAUCUGCCAAGUCAGUAACUUUGUGGCCUUAUGACCACACAGAGCUUCCAUUUCUGGUGCCUUUUCCCACACUGUGUAAGUGCCAAAGCCACGCAUGGAAAUUCGUUUGCUCAAGCCGUCCUGCCCUUUGGGGAGAAGUUACACAUGCUGAGCUCGGAGAUAAAACUCUAACUUCCCAAAGAGCAAAGCAUCUCUCCCAGAGCUUAGCUCAGCUUUUUACAGGCAGAGGAAGGCCGAGGAGCAGGGCAGUGCAGGGAGCUGCCAAUUCCACUCCUUUUUUUUUUAAAGCAAGCAGAUUUUUGUUAGAACGUUCUUUUAAAAUCCUGGCUUCGCAUGUUCCACCAGCUCGCAUCUGCAAACAGCGCCGAUAAUUUUAGCCCAGAAUGCUUUGCUAUCAAUAGGAAGCCAUAAAAAGGAACACGUGGAUUGAUGCUAGCGUAAGAGCAGAAGGGCUUUCCAGAGCUUUGCUGACGUGCACCAAUUCACUCCAAGCCAGAGUGGUUCUGAUGCCUACUGUUCAUUCCUCACUGGGAAGUAAAACUGACAUGACAAGAGAGAUCGACCUGUGCUUCUCUUGCUGAAAGGGACAUUUAGUGCCGUGACCUGAUCUCAGAGAGAGCUUUGCUUGUGUUGCUUCACUUCUAACUUGUUUCUUUUUCUCUUAGGCUUGUGCUCUGCCUAAUUAGGAAAAAGAAAAACCCGUUAAUUGUUCUACAGGUAUUUGUCAGCGUGGUGAUUACCUCUGCCUGGUUCAAGACAGCCUCCCUCACGCUGGGAAGCCCACACCACUUUGACGGCCUUUUGUUUUCCUUCCCCUCAGAACAAUUGCACUUUUGCCUCAACAUUUUGCAUGGCUUACUCACUCGGGGCCCUGCAUUCAGCAAAGCACGUUUUGCUUUGGCAUCAGCAGACUGAAGUAUUCAUUUGAAAUUCAGAGUGUGCCUAAGUGCUGUGCCAGCUUGAGCCGCGGAGCUGGGCUGCUGUGCGGCCCUGGAGCGUGCUGCUUUCUGGAAGUUCUGAAUCGACAGAGAGAGGCUUGUGUAAACACACUUCCAGGAGCUCUUCAGCGCAGGAAUUUGGCCAAGCAAACGCUUUCCCAAUCCCUGGGUUUUGUUUGUCACGGCACAGGGGCUGCCCCCACCACGUGGCUCCUUGCAGCACACGAUGCAUUGGGGCUGGCGGCCACGCUCCUUCCUCCUGGCUGCUGGGCCUCGUCCUGGCCUGCCCUGGCUGGGGGAGUGCAGCAGGGAGCGGGCCGGGUGCUGAGGGCACAGUGGAGGCUCGGAUGCUGGCACACAAAGGGUUAGCUGCAGUAUGACUGUGCACCUACAGUCUUUCCCUCCGUUUAACUAACACGCUGGUGAAAUAAAUCCCCGCAGACAAACAGCAUGUUCACAGCUUACAAAGCAGCCCUACAUCUGUCAGCUGAGAUGGGCUUCUUCCAUCUUCUGCAGCUGGCUCAGAAAAGCAGCUCACGGAACUGGCAACCGGCCCUGGAGGCUCAAGCUCACAGCCUGCAGGGCCAGGGCUGCUCCCACAGCCAGCUCGGACAGGAUUCCAGUGUCCAGUGUUUUCAGUCGGGCAUCUUUUGCCACCACUUAAUGUAAAACUUUUAAUUAAUAACAGGCUGAGAUGCCUGGAGUGAAGGCUGCCAUUGUGAAUUCGUGCAGCAUCAGUCACACAGGGCAUCGUGAGGCUUCUUGGCUGCGUUGCAAUAUCUGUGCUGACAGCAAGGUGUGUGACCAAUUACACAGGAAUUGCAGCGUCCUUCCAGGCUAUUACACAGAAAUUCUCAAAACAGAUAGGAGAAUUGCAGAGCAAAUCUUAAGACAAUGAGUUACACAUGCAAAGAAUUCUUCCCUUGGAUCACAACCUCUUUGUAGUAAAUGAAAUUUCAGAGAAUGCCAGAAUCUGAACUAGCUUCACUAUUUCUGCUACUUAUGUUUCUGCAGUUCACUCAGGUUGGAGAACUUCAGAUUGCUACCCACAGCCAGCGCUGGAAGGAACACCUCCCUAGCCUAGCUCUUGAAAUUCUGUUGUCAAUAUUUAUAUUUUGCUCCAGUUUUGUUUGGUACACGGUAUAGGCAAAUGCUCCAAAUAUUUACAUAAGCCAGGCUUUCUGUGUAUAGUUCUUUUGAACUAAGUGGGAUUGCUCACCUUCGUGAAGAUAUGCAUUCUAUGGUAGCAUUUAUUUUGGGCCAAACAUUGGAAAAAACUAGUGGCAUCUGCUAGCCAGAAAUUUUACAGAUGUCUAUCAAAAUCUGUCUUCUCUCUCUAAAUACACACAUAUACGACGGCUAUUUUAGGUUCUGAGAGAAAAAGAAAGGAUAUCCAACUGAACUCCACACAAAAGAACGCCCGGGAAGAUAAGAAACAGCAGCAUGUUUGAGAGCGUCACCGACGAAGGGUGCAGCCAUGUCAGCUCGCUUUGCAAGGAUCUCUCCAACCUUGUCACCUGGGCACACACUCAUGGGACGAUAUGCAUUCAUAUCCCGGCCUUGGAAACUGUGCAGAACGCGGGUCAACCCAGCAAGGACAAUUCUGUUCUGUGGAUUUGUGGAGUUGGACACGCCUAUCACUGGACAUGUGAAGAUUUACACUUGGGAAGCAAAGAAGAGAACGAGGCUGCAGAAAAGAGAAAGAGGCAAAUUUCCUUUGGUGCUCCAUCACGAGGUGCUGCUUCAGGUGAAAAGAGGAUCAGGAUAGCCUCGUCUUUUGAGAGGGCUAGGAGAGACACCGCUGCCACAGGACCACGUGGCACAUCCGCAGGGGGCUCUCAGCAAAAAGAUACAGUCUGCGUGAUGCUUAAUGAGCCAUCAGCCAGAGAAAACAGGAGAGAGAGCAAAUCCAUGCAACCGUGCCCUGCAGCAGAGCAGGAUUUGUCAAUAUCCAGAGGAGAAAUCAGAGCAGACCUACACGUGCUGAAGCUGGAAAGCAACGAAGAUCUACACAUCAUCUCUGAUGAUGAGCAGUACGUACUGGAUGCAGGAAACCAAGGAGAGAGAAUCAACCAGAAUAUUCUUUCACAGGCACCACCCAAAGAUGUAACUGCUGAGGGAGAUUUGCAAAUAUAUCAUGACCAGGAGGCAGAAAUUAACAUGCAGACAGCCACCUCUGCCUCUGGCUUUACCCCCACGAAAAUGCCUCCCCCAACUCUUUGCUGUAUCCUAAAAUCUCCUGGAAGUGAUCGAAAGAUCCUGGAAAAUGGCUUCUUGAGUCUAGUUCCCCUCAACCCCGCAGAGUUCAUAAAUGAAAUGAAUUCCACUGGCUCAGCAACACCAAAAGAAGAUUUAGAAUUGAUUCCUGUCUCCAACACGGAAGCGAAAGCCCAGCCAGAGCCACCUGUCCCCAUGAUGUUCUUUGAGCUUGAAGCCACAGUAGAUGUCCAGCAGCAAAUCCACCUGAGCUCUUCUGAGUGCAGUGUCUCGGGAACAGAUUCGAAUGGGAAUGCCACCGAGAACCCUACGGAGGAGAGCAGGCUGUCAGGAUCCGAGCACGCACCUCAUCCUUCAGCCUCACUGAGCCCAGAAAGCAGGAAUUUGGAGCAACCACCUAAACCUUCAAAAAACAAUGCGCUGAGCAAGAGAAACCGUAGUGCUGCCAACAUCAAAGUUUUCACAGAGUGGUUGGAUGUGAAUUGCCCUUCUGAAACACGUGAGAUCCAUAAGCUGCCGCCCAAAGACCUCGAUAACUACCUGGCCUCGUUCUACACUUCUGCGAAGAAACAGAACGGCACAGAUUUCUCCACUGGGUCUUUGCAGUUCUUUCAGAGCAGCAUAGACAGGUACCUCAAGAAUAACAAUUACGAGUACAGCGUGGUUAAAGGAUUUGAAUUCAGAGCGUCUCAGGAAGCCUUGAAACAGAAGUAUCAGCAUCUGUCUCAAAGAGAGAGAAAGGAAGAGUGGACUCUCUUGGAGAACCUGACAGAUGAGAACGUGGAUUGUCUCCGUAAGAAGGGGCUGCUAAGUCAGACCAACCCGCAGGGCUUUCUGUACCUGAUGUUUGUCAAUAUCAUCAGGGGGUUUGGGGCAAUCACACACAGCCAGGGCCAGAAUCUGUACUGGGGGCAGCUGGUGCUCAGAAGGGACGAGGCAGGGCUGGAGUACCUGGAGUGGAAGCACGACCUCAACGCAGGGGGAGCUGCGGGGGAAUCGGUUCCGCAUCUCUUUGCCAGACGCAACAAUCCCGAUAAGUGCCCGGUCCAAGAUUACAAGAAGUACGCAGAGAAGAGGCCGGGCGAUAUGCUUCAUGAUUACGACCCGCUUUAUCUCUCUCCCAGACACAUGUGCUCCAUGUGGGACCAAGUGUGGUACAGUAGGAAAUCACUGACAAAAGCCAAAAUUGAAAAGAUGCUGAAAGCCGUCCUCCAGCAAGUCAAAGCAUCCGAAAAGAAGCCCAGGAAAUAAAGACAUCCGCUUCAUUGCCACCUGCCAGGUUUGGGAAGGAGUGUGUUCUGAAGCUGCAUUUGAGGAGUGUUCGUAGCAACGUUUAGUGAAGGUUGAACAUCUGCCUCUUCCGUGUCAGCUCAGAACACGAGGCCUGCAGGUUUGCACUGCUUUGGUUUUCAGGUGAGGCGAGAAUCUCCUGUUAUCCCGUUAACGGCUCUGACAAUUCAACAAGUUAAAAAAGAGGGCUUUGUUUUUCACGUUUGUAAAAGCAAAGUUGAAAUAUGUUACAACUUACAGUGUUACUAGUGAUAGGAUAGAACAGCUGGCAUUAACUGGGAGGGGCGAGGCGGCUGGCUAAUGAGUGCACCUGUUAAUAGCCCUUAAUUGGGGAGUUUGUGCUUGCAAACUGCAUUCAGUCUUCAGCACAGCAGUGCAUCAUCACACAACAAAUAACACGAAUCCUGGGGUGGAAGAAUGAUGAAACCCCACGUUUGCCAGCCAGCUGCUAAUCCAUAGCUCCCAGGAAUGCUUUCAACAAGGUUCAUGCUGUUUUUCCUAGGGAAAGAUUCAUAGAUUUUACAAGUUCUGACUAAUUUUUUUCUUUUUCCAAAGUGACUUCAAGCAUCUGUCAGUGUUGAGAAGUUUGAUGGUGUUUUCCCUUGGGUGCUAACCAUAGAUAGGUGAGCAGGCUUUGGUAGACACAGCUGACUUCUUCCCCAGCUGCUCAGUCCAUCCAUUCUCUUCCAGUCCACUCAAGCUGUUGGACUGAACUGUUGUCGCAUUCAAAUAAAACAGCUUUGCCUGA